AUGACAACCGGUAGGUGUGUUAUUGCAAACAUUUCUGUGGGACCAAAGACCGUCUGGUCUGCACCGAAAAAGUCUCACCAUCAAAAUGAGCACAUUUUCUCAAUCUCUCCACCGGAGUUGCCCUCCUGUGGAAAGACGUCGACCAGCUUUAGAUUGAAACAUGAGCAUCGAAAGUGGACGUUGCGCCUCAGGGUCAGUGUUGCCAAGACCUGUCCCAUCACUCAGCUUGGACAAGUUUCAAACUUCCUGCGAGAACUCGAACUCAAGCCGCUCAAGUUCACAGGCGAUCUCUCCAACUAUUCAGGUGUAAUGACAAAGCCUCAUCAGGGGUCGGAACUCACCCGCCACUCGUCGCCGGUCCACGAUGUGAAGCCAAAAUCGGCAGGCUUCUUGAGCACUGGCCGCAGGUUUGAGUCCCGUCACAUGAGGUCCGCGCAAACUGGCCGCUUCAUGCCGAGGAAACGGCCAAAUAUUCUCACUGUUCCAGUUGGACUACUGUUCACCAUCUGCUGGGGCUAUCUCAUCGAAGAGCAGGACGUCACAUCACCAAGGCCUCAAAGCAGACGCCUUCAUUACGCUUGA
Protopolystoma xenopodis is the source of this 582-nucleotide messenger RNA. Lineage: Eukaryota; Metazoa; Platyhelminthes; Monogenea; Polystomatidea; Polystomatidae. The record is from the annotation of a GenBank genome assembly.